Messenger RNA from Orcinus orca (killer whale), 4850 nucleotides. It is a transcript of the gene MKRN3, whose product is annotated as makorin ring finger protein 3. The record is from RefSeq and is a predicted model, not a curated record. The transcript has a single exon. Lineage: Eukaryota; Metazoa; Chordata; Mammalia; Artiodactyla; Delphinidae. Gene Ontology annotation, biological process: protein polyubiquitination. Gene Ontology annotation, molecular function: ubiquitin protein ligase activity; metal ion binding. Bases 118 to 1620 code for a protein of 500 amino acids.
AAGAUGCACAUCUUCUAGGGAGGAGCCCAGGAGCUGGCUGGCGGUCUCCGGGCCUCAAGCCCGAAAGGAAGAGAUACCAGGGAAGUUCCGGCACCAUCUGGGGGACAAGAAUCUGCCAUGGAAGAGCCUGCAGCUCCCACAGAGCCCCACGAGGCAGCUGGGGCCUCUGGGGGUGCCGAGGCAGCGGGGGAGGGCGUCCCCCGGCCCAGCGUCCCGGUGCGCCCAGCCUCCCGGUGGUCUUCGGCUCCAGGCCCGGCCCCCUUCCGCCCGUCACGUCUGAGGCCCGCCCAGGCCUCAUGGGGAGGGGCUAGGCCCAGAUGGCUGCAAGGCCGGAGCAGCGGCAGCUGGACAAAGCAAGUCGUCUGCAGGUAUUAUCUGCAUGGGCUGUGCAAGGAGGGGGAGAACUGCCGAUACUCCCACGACCUCUCGGGCCGGCAGGUGGCCAGCGAAGGCCACGGUUUGUUGCCCCAGGCCUCUGCAGACAGUGGCCCCAGCACGGCUGCGCAAAUGGAGCCCCUGCCUCAGGAAGUGGCGGAAGCCCCCCCUGCUGCGUCCUCACGCUCCUUGCCUCUGAUUGGCUCGGCUGCUGAAAGGGGUUUCUUUGAAGCUAAGACAGACAAUGCAGGCCUUGAAGCUGCCGGAGGAGCAGGUGCAGAAGGCUGGGAGGGUGCCUUUGAGUUUGUUCCGGGGCAACCCUACCGGGGCCGCCUGGCCCCUUCUGUCUCCGAGGCUCCUCUGCAGAGCUCGGUGACUGAGAGGGAGCAGAUUGCCUUGGGCAUGGGGAAGCAGCUUUGCCGCGAUGCUAUCGUGGGGCAGUGCUUUCGUGGGCAGAGUUGUAUCUAUCUCCACGGAGAUAUAUGUGAUAUGUGUGGGCUGCAGGUCUUGCACCCUGUGGACGGUGCCCAGAGGGCAGACCAUGUAAAGGCCUGCAUUGAAGCACACGAGAAGAAUAUGGAGCUCUCGUUUGCUGUGCAGCGCAGUGCGGACAAAGUGUGUGGCAUCUGCAUGGAGGUUGUCUAUGAGAAAGCCAACCUGAAUGAUUGCCGCUUUGGCAUUCUCUCCAGCUGCAACCACACCUACUGUCUUAAGUGUAUCCGCAGGUGGAGGAGUGCCAGACAGUUUGGGAGCAGGGUCGUCAAGUCCUGCCCGCAGUGCAGGGUCAUCUCCACCUUUGUCAUUCCCAGUGAAUUCUGGGUGGAGGAGGAGGAAGAGAAGCAGAAACUUAUUCAGCAGUACUUGGAGGCAAUGAGCCACAAGACCUGCAGGUAUUUUGCUCGAGGCAGGGUCUGCCCAUUUGGAGAGAACUGUUUUUACAGACAUGCGUUCCCUGAGGGCCAGGGAGAGGAGCCUCAGAGGCAGGGUGCUGAGGCGUCCGGUACUUGCCGCGGUCAACGUUUCGAGCCUCUGCAGGUGGGAGAGGGCAGCAUGCCCUUUAAAAGCAGUAAAAAAGAGCUUGUCAUGCUUUGGCUGGCCAAUCUGUUGUGUAAGUGUUUUCUUUCACUGGGAGCUAGUGAGCUCCCCUUCACAGAGGCCCUAUGGGACUUGCGUCAUUGUGAGCUGGAAGAAUAUUUCAGUUUGAAUCUGUGGCAUUAUGCUGUGGCAUGUUGUCUGGUGUGCUGAAGCUCUGUCAUCUGCUCUUGCCUGUGUUUUGUUUAUAGACACAUCUGUCACUUACAGGGGCUGCUGAAACCAUUUGUAUAGAGCAUCCAUCACUGUUUUCUUGCCCAUUCCCAUUUCUUGCUCCCCAGGAUUAUGGUGUUUCACUGUGUUAAAAAGUAACAAAACGUCCUUAAAGUUACUGUUUGGAGAAAUUAAUAUGACUGUCAGUUUAUGGUUUACUUUGUCAUCUCUGUUUUCAACAGGAUUGACUCAGUUCUAGUCUAGUGUUUACAGAAUUUCCACACUCAUUUUGAAGCCCCUCAAGAAUAAAUGUCACAGGGUGAAAGGAGAAGUCUUAACUGAACAAGGAGCUUUUUGCUACUUCAGUCUUAAGAAAUGGACCCUCGUGGGGCUUUGUGGUGCAGCUUCAGCAUCUCUGUUGUUUACACGUCUGUUCCUUCCCCUGUUCCCCUUCAAGUGCACUCUUUAACUUGUGGUUACCUUGUGGUUUUGUGUUUUACUUGACCAGAACCAGGUGCAUAUGUUUACAUGUUUUUAUCCUGUUUAGCUUGAUGUGAAAUUAUUUAUAUUUGGAAGUAUAUAUUUAAGAAUUCUAUAUAUACAUACAUAUGCAUAUUAAUGUGUAUGAAAGUUAUGUAUUUGAAAAUAUAUUUAAAAGGUGUAUACCAUAAUAUAAUGUUUAUUUAAUAAAAUAAAUACAGAGCUGGAAGCUGAAGGUCAAAGGCUGAUAGGAUUUGGUGUUGUGUGAGUGUGAGGUACAUGAAUAAUCAUUCUGUCCCUUUCACAGCUUCAGUGAUUAGCAUCUAAUGAAAACAGCUAUUUGAGUGGCUCUAUCCAAAUGUGGUAGACAUUUACAAAAUACGACAUUGGUAAUUCCUGUGAUGGCAUUAAUAGCUCAUUGCUGUUAUUAGUACAGAAAUGUGAAUUCCCGUGCAGUUCAGCCACCAUCUCAUUGAUCUUUAUAACAGUACAGUCCUGGACUCAGAUACACAGUUCUUUGUGUUCAAUAUUUUGUGUCAUCUCUAGACAUUCCAAAGAAGGGGCUUUUGACAAAAGUUUUCAACAUAAAAGUGACAAGAUUUUAAAAGAUAAAGAACAAUAAACCUUUUGAAAUCAGUCAGAAUGCAAGAAUAGAAAGAUAAUAAAUGAAAUAUAGAAAGUGACAAAAGCUAAAUGCAAUAGUGAUUUGGAAAGUUUAAAACACAAAUACACCGUAAUUAUAUUAAAUGGAAUUGGUUUAAAAACUAAAACUCAAAGAUUAGUAGACUUGAUUAAAAUUAAAAUGAAACUAUAUGCUGUUUAAAAUACACACCUACAAUAGAAGAAUACAGAAACAUUAUAAGUAAAGGAUGAAAAAUUAAUCAGAGGUGCUGUGACUUUUGAGCACAGAUGGAGUUCACAUUAAGGAUAAAUACAUGGCUGGAGAUAAAUAAAGACGAUAUAUAAACAUGAAGUUAUAAUUUACCAGGAAGAUAAAACUAUUCCAAUUUUAAGUUUGGUACCAUAAGAUUAGAUAUACAAAUAAAUAAUUGAUAAGAAAACUACAGAAUCUUGGUAGACAAUUUGAAUACCUCUUCUCAGUAACUGAACAAGCAAAGAAAGAAAAAAUGUGAGUUGAAUAGCACAAUUUUAAUAGUUUACCUAAUUGACCUGUAUAAAAUGCUGUAUAUCUACUGCAGAAAGCUCUCCUCCUGGCUAAGAUAGCUGAAAGUAUCCUAGGGGCAUAAGUCACAGGAGAUACAGACUUCCCUGACUGUGCAACAAAGACAGGGUGCAUUUACAGCAUUUAUACUCUUCAAAACACUGAUUUAAUUCUCAAGACCACCUUAUGAGGUACUUGCUAUAAUUUUUAGCACCGUCAUGAUGAGAUAAAUAAGAUAGAGGGGUUAAAUGACUUGCCCAUAUAGCCCUGACCCGUAGGCAUGAACUAGUGGAACAGCGAAUGGACCUCAGGUAGUAUAUUUCCAGAGCAUAGGCAGCAUGCUGCCCCUUGCCCCACGUGUAUAACUGAGAGCAGGUGGACCCACUGAAUAUAGGUACUGGAAACACAUGUGCAAUAUUUACAUAUGGAGGUUCAGCUGGGUGGGACAGAGAUGGGCAUAAAUAAGCUACAGAAUGUGGGAGCCCUGGCACUUUAUCUGUGGGCUGCCAGACUCAGUAUUUCUUAGUCCACUGCUCAGAAUGUGCCUCAGCUGCCCAUAUUGGUACACUGCCUCUCCCUUCUUACAUGAUUCCUGAUUCUGUGGGUAAGUAUCAGCCUGUUUCACUGGGGUCCUUCCCCUCUAGAUUCUUGAUAUCCAAAUAAUUCAUCAGUCAAGAGGCCCCGGAUGCCUGGCUGUUGCUGGCAUGUAGGGUGAGUGAAUCCAAAUGAAAUCCAAACAUAUUUCUACCCCCAGGCUUCCCUAGUCAUGCAGGGGAAAGGGGGCUUAGAUAACCAAACAACCAAAGAAUAGGACCAGGUGGGGCACUCUCAAAGACCACACUGACACCAGAGGCUCAAAACAUGAGCACUGAGUGGUGGCGAUGCUGUCAAGGACGGCAUUUUAAACCAAGCACAGAAAGCUUUGAAAAGUUUGUCCUAAUAUGCACUACCUAAUGUUGUGAAAUAUCACAUUUCUAUUCAAAUAGUAUCUUGAACCAAACAAUCAAGAUCGGGAGAUAGUGUGUGACAGGGUGUAUAGAAGAUAAAAUGGUUUGGGAGACAGACAAAGGAUGACUAGAAUCCCAACUCUGCUUCUUACCAGCCCUGCAGUCAGGAGCAAGUUAUUUAAGUUUCCUAUACCUCAGUUUCUUUAUAUGAGAAAUGGGUAUAACACCACCUAUUUUGCAGGGUUGUUGUGAGGAUCAAAUAUAACCUGGACAAAGCUUGAAACAUAGGUGGUAUUUUUAAAACAGCAUGUAUAAAAGUGGUAUUUAUGUGUGUUUGUAAAACUGAGAAAAGCUUGCAUAAGAAUUAAAACUCCACCAAGUUUUUCUCUUUGGGAAACUUUGGAACUUGUGUUAAGGUAACAUUAUUAUUUUAUGAUUAUUUUCUUAGGAAGUAGGAACAUUACCUUUAUGUUCAUAAUUUCAAAAAGACCAAGCAAUUUUUUUUUGGCAAAAGUCAGUUAAAACUAAAAAUGUGCUAUUCAAUUCCUGAAAAUAUAACAAACAAGAAAAAAACAUCAUAUUAUUUGUGACAGAUGCCUACAUGAGGAAAAUAAGUAAGAUGAUAUUUUUAAAAAAUGGGA